GUGCGCUGGCUGCUGCUUUUCUGCUCCUGGAAGCGGCCAAGGGGGGAAGCGGCGAGUCAACAUGGAGCUUUCAGCGGUGGGGGAGCGGGUGUUCGCGGCCGAAGCCCUCCUGAAGCGGCGCAUAAGGAAAGGACGCAUGGAAUACCUCGUGAAAUGGAAGGGCUGGUCGCAGAAGUACAGCACAUGGGAACCUGAAGAAAACAUCCUGGAUGCUCGCCUGCUCGCAGCCUUUGAGGAAAGGGAACGAGAGAUGGAGCUCUAUGGCCCCAAAAAGCGAGGACCCAAACCCAAAACCUUCCUGCUCAAGGCCCAGGCCAAGGCAAAGGCCAAAACUUACGAGUUCCGAAGUGACUCUGCCCGAGGCAUUCGGAUCCCCUAUCCCGGCCGCUCACCCCAAGAACUGGCCUCUACUUCUCGGGCCCGUGAGGGCCUUCGGAACAUGGGUCUUUCCCCACCGGGGAGCAGCAGCACCUGCCGAGUGGAGCCCCCUCGGGACCGUGAUCGGGAACGGGAUCGAGAGAGGGAGAGGGAACGAGAGCGUGAACGGGGUGCUAGCCGCGCAGACGACAAACCCAGCUCGCCAGGUGACAGCUCCAAGAAGCGAGGUCCCAAGCCCCGGAAAGAGCUCCUGGACCCCUCACAAAGGCCCUUGGGAGAACCCAGUGAUGGCCUUGGAGAUUACCUCAAGGGCAGGAAGCUGGACGACACUGCUUCCGGGGCAGGAAAGUUCCCAGCUGGCCACAGUGUGAUCCAGCUGGCUCGAAGGCAGGACUCGGACCUGGCCCAGUGCGGUGUGGCCAGCCCCAGCCCGGCUGAGGCCACGGGCAAGCUGGCUGUGGACACCUUUCCAGCCAGGGUCAUAAAGCACAGGGCCGCCUUCCUGGAGGCCAAAGGCCAGGGCACCCUGGACCCUGGUGGCCCCCGGGUCCGGCAUGGCUCAGGCACCCCCAGCUCUGUGGGGGGCUUGUAUCGGGACAUGGGGGCCCAAGGGGGAAGGCCCUCCCUCAUCGCCAGGAUCCCAGUGGCCAGAAUCCUGGGGGACCCAGAGGAAGAAUCCUGGAGCCCCUCUCUGACCAACUUGGAGAAGGUGGUGGUCACCGACGUGACCUCAAACUUUUUGACCGUCACAAUUAAGGAAAGUAACACGGACCAAGGCUUUUUUAAAGAGAAAAGAUGAAUUGCUGGGUGGGUGAUCCCAGGACAAGAGAGCAGGAGAGAGAGUGAGAGUGCAAACUUGGCAUAAUGCUUUUUAUUUCUGGGUGGGAGGUGGCCUUCUGGCCGGUCCUGUCCCAUCCCUACCUUCACAUAACCCCCUUCUUUUCAUCCCUCCCCCUCAGUUUUGGUUGGAAAGAUUAUCUCUAGAGUUAUAUUUUCUAUUAGAUGUAAAUAUGUUAUUUAAGAAAAAAUAUCUAAAUAUAUAUAUUUCAACUCU
Messenger RNA from Balaenoptera musculus (blue whale), 1432 nucleotides. It is a transcript of the gene CBX8, whose product is annotated as chromobox 8. The transcript is spliced from 5 exons. NCBI's taxonomy places the organism in Eukaryota, Metazoa, Chordata, Mammalia, Artiodactyla, Balaenopteridae. Bases 62 to 1177 code for a protein of 371 amino acids. The record is from RefSeq and is a predicted model, not a curated record.